Messenger RNA from Chroicocephalus ridibundus (black-headed gull), 8528 nucleotides. It is a transcript of the gene CAMKK1, whose product is annotated as calcium/calmodulin dependent protein kinase kinase 1. Gene Ontology annotation, cellular component: cytoplasm. Gene Ontology annotation, molecular function: calmodulin binding; ATP binding; calcium/calmodulin-dependent protein kinase activity. The coding region runs from base 431 to 2044 and encodes 537 amino acids. The transcript has 18 exons. The record is from RefSeq and is a predicted model, not a curated record. Gene Ontology annotation, biological process: protein phosphorylation; positive regulation of protein kinase activity; intracellular signal transduction. NCBI's taxonomy places the organism in Eukaryota, Metazoa, Chordata, Aves, Charadriiformes, Laridae.
GCUGCAAACAGAGGCACGUUGUGGAGCCGGGCGGCGGCGGGCGCAGCUUGGGAGGCUGCCAUCCUCGAGCAAAAUUGCCUUGCAAAGAGAGAAGGCAGGCUGUUCCUUGAGCACCCCCUCACCGGCUGUUUAAAUGCCACCACCAGCAAGCUGUGCUCCCUGCCACUGCUGCCCCCUCUCCUGGGAAUCACGCUGACUCUCAGCUCAGCAAGUGAUGGCAACUGGGACACUUCUUCCUCCUCUUCCUCCUCCCUGCUCAAGUUCAGCCCUAGGCGUCUGCUCUCUCCGCUGCACAAGUUCUGCAGUGACCCUACAAGGAACCUCUCUGUGUAUUUCAUGACGAUGUUCCUUCAUGUCACAUGCUGUCUGUGAGUGUUAGCAUCGCAGCUCUCCACAGUGCCACCAGAGACCAUACCAGCUGGACACAGCAAUGGGGGACUCUCCAACAAAUGCCAUGGAUGGAGGCAUAGACAUGUGCUGCAAAGACACACAGACUGAACUGGCAGAGCGGGUAGCAGCCAUAGACGUGGCUGUUGGCCCAGACAGAAGUGACCAAAACGGUGAAGGCAACACUGAAGAAAAUGACACAGUCUUUUCUGAUAACAUAAAAGACAUCCAAAGAAAUGGAGUCAACAGUGGCAUGAGAAUGAAUGAACUCCUGCCUUCCCAACGGCCAGAAGAUGCUCACUGCAGGCACGUUCCCAAGAGACCUCUCACUAGACCUGUCCUAUCAAGUAGGAAGUUGUCUCUUCAGGAAAGAUCAUCAGGAGGUUAUUUGGCUUCUAGCAACACUCCAGGUUAUGGCCCUUAUGCCACAGGGCCAUCACCACGUAUAAUGAGGAGACCAACAAUAGAGUCUAACCGGGUCUCCAUAUCGGAUUCUGAGGACUGUGUGCAGUUAAACCAGUACAAGCUGCAGAGUGAAAUAGGCAAGGGUUCCUACGGUGUUGUGAAACUGGCCUACAACGAGAACGAUGACAAGUAUUAUGCUAUGAAAGUCCUCUCCAAAAAGAAGCUCUUGAAGCAGUAUGGGUUUCCACGUCGGCCUCCUCCCAGAGGGUCGAAAACAUCCUCCGGAGAGCAGCCAAAACCCAUGGCACCACUGGACAGAGUCUAUCAGGAAAUAGCCAUCUUAAAGAAACUGGACCAUGUCAACAUCGUCAAGCUGAUAGAGGUCCUUGAUGAUCCUGCAGAGGACAACUUGUACAUGGUGUUUGACCUCCUGAGAAAAGGGCCUGUCAUGGAGGUACCAAGUGACCAUCCCUUCAGCGAGGAGCAGGCUCGGCUCUACUUCCGAGACAUCGUCUUGGGCAUCGAGUACUUGCACUACCAGAAGAUCAUUCACCGGGACAUCAAGCCUUCCAACUUGCUCUUAGGAGAUGAUGGACACGUCAAAAUCGCUGAUUUUGGAGUCAGCAAUCAAUUUGAAGGGAACGAUGCCCAGCUUUCCAGCACGGCGGGGACGCCAGCAUUCAUGGCACCAGAGGCCAUUUCAGACACUGGCAAAAGUUUCAGUGGAAAGGCACUUGAUGUGUGGGCCAUGGGAAUUACCCUGUACUGCUUUGUUUACGGGAAGUGCCCUUUUAUAGAUGAAUAUAUUCUGGGUCUUCAUAACAGGAUCAAGAACAAGCCUGUAGAGUUCCCAGAAGAAGCACAGAUAAGCGAAGAGCUCAAGGAACUGAUCCUACGCAUGCUCGAUAAAAAUCCAGAAACAAGGAUAACAGUCCCUGAAAUUAAGGUGCAUCCGUGGCUAACGAAGGGUGGCGAGGAGUCCCUGCCGCUGGAGGAAGAGCACUGUACUGUGGUGGAGGUGACAGAGGAGGAGGUGAAGAACUCAGUGAAGACGAUUCCAAGUUUGCCAGCUGUGAUCCUAGUGAAGGCCAUGCUAAGAAAACGCUCCUUUGGAAAUCCGUUCGAGGCUCAGACGAGGAGGGAGGAGAGGUCCAUGUCUGCUCCGGGGAACUUGCUGAUAAAACAAGGGAGCAGAGAAGGAGGCAGGGACCCGGAGCUGCCUGACGUGUGUGAAGACGAAGCUACGUCCUGAAGCUGCCUGGCUGUCGCAGGCUGGUCGCUCACGUGCCGCUGCUGUUGUACCCAUCGUGGUGUUGUCUAGCACACAUCUGCCCUCAUCGCCAAGUCUGGGGCCCGCAAAGUGAAGAAAAAAAAAAAAAAAAAACAACCCCCAAACACCAGAACCCCAAAACAGACCAACCCAGAAAAUGAGAAAGGAGGAACAGAGCAGCAAUAAGAGAAGAGCGAGUCCGGGGGCUGGCUCGGCCUCGUGGGCGGCUGCGUUCCUCGUGCGAGGUGUCCGUGCGCUCCUCCGUGUGUGCCUUGCUCUCCACUUGUGCUUCACGUGUGGGCUUUGUAGUUGGGUGUCUUGGCCGAUGAAUGUGGUUUUAUUUGUAACGCAGCAAACCGAACGUUGUCUCAUGGGUCGUUCGCCCCGGAGACCUUUUCCUUGCUUUUUUGCAUUCUCUAUUUCAAGCAUCGGGGGCCGGGGGGGGCAGAAUUUACAUCAGAGCCAGGUCUUUUGUCAGAGGGGACCUGUUUUAUUUAAUGCACAGGAAAAGCACUUCUGUCUACCAGGACACAUCCUGCUCCCAUUGGAGUUGGCAUCAAAAUUUCUAUGGAAAUCGGUUAAAUGAGGGUGAGACCUUCCUUUUGGAGUGAGCGCUGUCACUCUCUAUGCCUGCCUUUCUUUUUCCCUUCUCUUCUUAUCCCCCAGUUUUGCACAGCGUAAAUCCUGCCAGCGUCGAUGGCUUUAGUCAGGGCAGCGUUGUAAAAUAGAACUACGCGAUAUUCUCUGUGAGGUGCGAUGAGCCUUUGAACGUCGUGGAGAUCUGGAGCGCUGGGAUCUGGUGUUACAUGGAAAGGCUUUAGUGCACCAAGUCUGCUCUUCCCGAAGAGCUGGGACUGCAGCCCGUCCCGUGCGCACGGACCUGCCUCUCAAAGGUGAAAAGAAGUGGCAGGUUUGGGGUUUAUUUUAUUUAAGCGUCAUUUCCUUUCCCACUCAUUUCUUAGUUCCUUUAAAACUAUGUACCUGAUGCUUUUAAACUUUAAUUUCCUGAUAAAUGACCCAAACUGGGAGAACUCCUCAAGAUGGAAGUUGUUGGUGGAGUGUUUCUAGACUGAGGAAAGCUACAGAACACAAAUGAGAUCAAAACUUGAUCUGUUGGGUUUUUUUAAGGCUUUCAUUUUUCAUUUUACUUUAAGACUGUAAUUCUUAUGCAUGUGCUGAUGCUGCUAUUUUAUCCAUAGAUUGCUUCUAAACUCAGUAUUAGAAGCUUCAUCUCUGCCGUUUGACAACAGGUGAGGGAUUGCACUUAAAAGGGCAAAUGCAGCUAUUUCAGUAGCUGUUGACUAUAUGGACUGUGUUUAAUCAGGAAUUUUACUCUUGCAUUCAGAGAGUAAAGACCAGUGAUAUCAAUCUGUCAAAAUACGUGUCAAUAUUUUCUCUUGAGCUUUAUGGGGUCUGAACACCCCCCUGGGAAGCCAAUGGGAUUGGAUUCUUAUUUUAUAGUCCUUAAAUAAAGGACACGAUUAAAUUUGGUUCCUACAUAAUCAUCUUACUGUCUUUUUUUAGGUUAAUCUUGAGGGCUUGGGACUUUGUUCCCUAAUUUGUAGUGCGAGGGGAUAUGUGUAUGAGGAUUGUUGGUAGUUACUGGUGUUCCUGUUCUGUUUGCUGCACUCUGGUUUGGUGCUUCCCAACGUUUUCCUUGACUGGGCUUUGCUGCCCGUGCCUUCUGCUCCCCAUCUCCAGUCUGCCGCUUCCCAUGUUGGUCUUCAGCCACCUUGGUGUGACGCCCAGAAGCAGUCGCCAGCUUGGGCUCUGCCCCGUAUCUCGCCUGUAAAUAUUGGCAAAAUGGGAAGUAGUAUUGCAGCUGAUGUAUUUUUUAAUUUUUAAAGCGGGCAAAGGGAUUGUACCCUGUAAAGGUUCCUGCUCUGGGCCUGCGCUCUGCAUCGCUCGCAUCCAGGUGGUGAAUGCUGCCCGCAUCCGCGCGUCUGCCUGCACCAGCUGUGUGCUCAGCACCCUCCGAGGGCCUGUGCUGCAGCUUCGGCCGCCCACCACCAUACAUCCCGUGGGCCGAUGUGCUCCAGCAUGUGCUCGGACCCUGCUGCCUUGUAAUGAAGACUGAGGCACCCGGUGAAAGGGAGUGAAAUGGAGUUGGGGACUUGGCGAGGCUGAGGGCGCGGAGGGGGCUCUGCGAACACGGGAGGAGGGACCGGCCAGGAGCAACUUCUGCCUGUGGAGGGGACAGUCUCUGGAUGCAAACAGGUCUGGGCUGGGGACAAAGCGCUGGGGUGCCACCGGGUCCUGCGGCGCACCGGGGGCCAAGCUGAGCAGCCCCAGGGAAACGGAGCAAACUAACUGCCCGCUGGCUUGUGGAAAAAUGGGCUCUGGUGUCCCUGGGGCUGGCCGUAGUGGAGCUCUGCUGCGGCAGGGCCGGGCUGCUGGCAGCGGGCAGGACGGCUCUGGUGCCAGGUGAGCCCCUGGCCUGCACAGAGGGAUGGUCUCGGGACAAGGACGCAUCUCGGAAAGCCACCUUACCCAUGGGGAGCAAAAGGAGUACUGGUAAUCCCUAUCCCCAUGGCGCUUCUGAGCUCUAAGCAAUACUUGGGUGGUGCUCAAAGAGCUUUAAGGCUUCAGACGUGGGGUUAUUUAUUGUAUUUUUCACAUGUGGUAAGAGUAAUUCAGGGAUGGAGAGAUGCUUUGCUAAUCCAGGCGGUUGUUUGGGUUAUUCUGGUAAUGCCCAAGGGCUUGGGAGCUAGCGGGGCAAGGCUGCAGGGAAGCUGCUCUCAGCCUCAAUUAAUGCGACCAAACAAAUGAUCAUUUACGAAUUAGCUCUAUGUCAUGUUCCUUUAGUGAUAGCUGGAGUGUCGCUUCAGUUUUGGAAGGGAAUGGGAGAAAUGGGUGUGUGUUAUAAUUAUCCCAAAAUCUACUUUGAAAAAAUCGCCCUUUCUGCUGAAAGAAAACCUUCUGGAGAUGUUCCCAUAGGUCCAGGGAGCAACCAGCGUUGCACAGCUGAGCUUUGGGGGUACCCUGUUUCCCCAGCAAAUCUGCCAGCCUUGUGGGUCUCUCCUUUACACCUCCAGAAACCAUCUGUGUUGCGUUGCAGACAGCAGCCUGAAAACGUGCAUGAAAUGAAAUGAAAAAGGUGCACUCACAGCAAGAGGAACACUCAGAUUUAUGCGAAGGCUUGGUAGGACUCCUGCAAAAAUAUGCUCUACUUCUCAUGUAGCUGAAACGAAAUCCUUGCUUGUCUUUAUGUGCACGUUAGGGCAGCUCGGAGCAACGCUGGUUCUGCUCUGAAGAAAGGAGGAGAUGAAGGAGAUAGUAUUUAUUUCAAAAUGAACAUCUUUGGCAAGGCAGCCCUUUUAUCCCUUCAAGAAAGUCUCUCUCUUUAGCUGGAUGGGUAAACACUUGUCUCGCUUCUCUCCCUGAACGCGGGGAUGGGGUUUGGCACGGCAGGGCUCCUCCGAGCAGCGAGAAGAGCUGGCGUCGCUGUGCUCCGAUGCUUUUCUAUUGCUUUGUAUUCUUCCUCUCCGAAUCCUCGCUUGUCUGUGCUAUUCCUGGGGCACCAGCAUCCUCUGAAGAGAGAUACUGGGAUGCUCUGAACUGCGCUCGCAGGGCUCUGCAUCCCGGGAGGGCUCCUCUUUCCCCACCGCCUGAUCCGUGGUGGGCUCUGGUCAGCUUUGCUUGGCUUUUCCAGCUUGGGAACGGGCUCAGAUUGAGAGACCUUGAAGGAAACUUCUCUUCUGGGGAAAUCACACAUCUUUUUGAUCUCCAGGAGGUAAAUUUCGCUCUGUCUUGCUCAAUUAAUACCUAAGUGAUGCUAAGUAGAAAUCCUGGUUCAGUCUCUCCUGACUGGCACAAAGGAAUACUGCAGGGAAUGUGUUUAACCCUUUGGGCGGGAAGGCGUCACUAGGAAUGGCACACUUGCAAAUAAAUAAUGAGGUUUUCAACCUUUAAUGAUGGAUCAAAGCCCGCGAAUGGAUGCGUGGAGAGCCACCCCCGGCACUUACAAAGCCCUUCCCCAGCUGUGCCGGUGCAGGGGCUCUGCGUCGGGUGGUGGUUCCCAGCGAGGUCUGGGUGAGGAACGGGAGCGUGGGCAGCCGUGGUGUGGCCAUCACCGGGAGCCCCCGCCCCCAAGAGAAGCUAAAUCUCCUGCAGCACUAAGGGUGACUGGGCUGGGAUUAUUUUUUUUGUUAUUGUUUUUUCAGUGCCUUGAGAGACAAGAAACAAGCUGCACAGCAACAGACUGGGCUUUCGGAAAGAUCAAGUGCCACAAAUGUCUUUGACAUGUUUUCUUUAUCAUCAUUUUGAGGGUGGAUAAGUCAGGUCUGUCGCGAUGGCAGCAGUUAUGUAUCUUGUUCGUGUCCUGUCUGGGGACAACACCUCCUGUCUGGAUGGCGCUUCCCUUUUUGCAUCUUGCAGGUUAGAGAAAUCUUUGCGUUUCGGAGCAGAAAGUGUCCCUGGCGAUUUGUGCCGAGGGAGCGGCGCGGUUGGGUUGUGGGUUUGCAGGGCCAGGGGCUGGAGCCCGCUUUGGGCCCCAGCUCAGGCUGCUGCCCUGCCCCACUGCAGAGAGAGGCCGUGGGGCUGGGAUGGAAAAUGGGGCAGUUCUAGGUGUCUUCUCCUUGCGCAUCCCCUGCCAUACGCCAUGGGGGACACCCGAUGAGUACGGGGUCUCUGGCCAGCCCAGCACGCUCCUGCCGCCGUGCCCGGUUCUGUGCGUGCCUGUCCCCUUCGGCAGGGCUUCACCUCCCCUGCUCCGUGCCGGAAUCGGGCUCCCAAAGCCAGGAAAAUGGUGCAAAACCUGCUGAGGCUAAAUACGCCCCCAGCUCCUCGCAGCGUGGCGUUGCUAACCCCAGCUGCCUUGUUUGGGGGUGCUAGGGAGCGUGGGUUGACAAAUGCUGCCCUGGAAAAUAUUCCCGGGGAAUAAAAGGGGGAAGGUGGAAGCAGCCGGUGGCCAGGCAGCGUCGGGGUUGGUCCUGGGGAACCCGAUUCCGUGUACGGACGCAGCCGAAGGGAGCCUGGCCGGGGGACGGCAUAGCUGCUCCUCGCAAAACGACUUGCAGCCCAGUGAAACAACUCCCAGGAUGGGCUUUAAUUCCCUUAUUUAUUGCCAGACUCGCAGGGGGAGGCUGGUGGGAGGAAUUUCAUGUUCCUCCAGCACAGCUCCUUCUCCUGAAGCCGUCAGCAGCGCUGAAGGGGGUUUCUUCUCUGUUUCCGCGGUGUGUGGCUGGGAGAGCUUGUUUGCUCUCUCCUCUUGGUGCUUUUCCUCUUGCAUCUUGCCCAAGAAAACCAGGAGCUUCAUCCCACCAGCCACAGGCCCCGGCUCUCUCUAAGGCUCCCGGCUGCCCUCGCUCGUGCUGAGCCCCUCAUCCCCCCCGGCUGCAGCGAGCGACGUCCCGUAGCUGCUGCUUUGGGCUUUCGUACCCCCAACAGCAGGGUCGGGGGUGUGAGCGGCUGUUGUGGGAUCACAAGUUAUCCUUUGACGGCGCAGCUCACGCGAGAGGCUCACAGCAAAGGCAGCGAGGGUUGGUAUCUCUGGGCAGCCUGGCUGUGCCUGGCAAAAAGCUCAUUUACGGUCUUGGAUGCCUUCAUGGGUGACAUCCAGGCGCGGAGCCCACGCCUUCAGUGCUCAGCUGGCCGCUCAGGUGGUUGUUCUGCUACAAUAAAAGAUGGUCCUUCUUCAGGACGGGUGAUCUCGCCCGUGUCGGACGGGGAUGGCAGGAAAGGCUCCUUUUGCCCGCAGGGAUCUCGAUAAACGUGAAAACUUUUCCAGAGGAAGGAGGAGUGUGCUGAGUGCUGGGGGUCCUGCUGCGAGCGUGAGAAAGCCGGCUGUCCGGCAGGAAUACUGCCGAUCGGCAGGCAGAUGGUGAGGUUUUGUGUAUCUCUAACUUCAUUUGGGUACCAAACUUCUCCGCUUUACCGGGGCACAGUGACAGUGGUGUUUGCUGAGCAAAGCAGCGAAGGGGGUUUCUUUUCCGGCCCUCCCAACCUGGAUUAUCCUGGAUUAUCCCGCGACCCUGUCGCUCUGAAUGCAGCCUCCCGUGGGACCAGGGAAGGAAAGGAGCUCAAAGCUGGUCACUGCCGGGCACCUUCCCUUCCCUGGAGGGAAGCCAUGGCCGCGCGCAGUCGCUGCCAGCGGAUGGCCAGGCCCUCGGUCAGUAACCACAAGCCAUCAGUCAAAGUGUUCCCAAAAAAAAAAAAAAAAAAAAAAAAAUAGUGUAAAUUCAAGACAAAAAUAAAUCGCAACUUUGGGGGAUAUAAUUUGGAUCCUCUGUGCCGUAAUUCUGCUGCUGUUUCUGGUUUAUAGGCCUGUUCUGUUGUUAUUGAAGUCUCAUGUUACACUUGAUGUUAAAUAUGUGCUCUGCUAUAACUCAAGCAUGAUGUAUAUGCACUCAGUUCUGUAACGGCACGUGGCCGUUACACUGUAAAUAUGUACCAUGAAUAGAGAUGCUAUUUUUUUGCAUGCUUUUGUACUCUAGAACUGAAGAGAAAAUGACAAUAAAGUCCACAG